AUGGGUGGUUACCCAAAUCCGCGAGACUGCUCAAAAUGCAUUUGUCCACGUGGAUACGGUGGUGCGCGAUGCAACGAAAGACCACAAGCAAAAAAAUGCGGUGAAACACUUAAUGCCUCGCCCAAAGCAAACACUAUCUCUUAUACUGUGGGAGAUAUGUUGAACUCAAAAGAAAAGGAUGACUUUGAAGAAUGCUACUACUGGGUCCAGAAUCGCGGGAGGAAAACGAUCAAGAUGACAAUCAAGCAACUUGAAGUGAAAUAUAGUGUUUCGCCGAAAGCUACCUCUUACUACGUAAUUGUUAGUUCCGGUUGUAGCACUGGAGGAGUUGAGAUUAAAGCACAAAAAGAUCAGCUCAUGAGUGGCUAUAGAUUCUGUGCCGAAGAAAAUGUCGGAAAGACCAUUACCUCGUCCAACGAGAUAGUACCCGUCAUAAUUUAUAAUCGCAAAGGAGCAACUGAACUCGAGCUGGAAUACCGCACUGGUACGUAA
Messenger RNA from Cylicocyclus nassatus, 492 nucleotides. The record is from the annotation of a GenBank genome assembly. Lineage: Eukaryota; Metazoa; Nematoda; Chromadorea; Rhabditida; Strongylidae.